AUGUCCCUGAUGGAUCAAGACUCGGUCGAGGCUCCGGCUCCACAGCGCAUUCCUUAUUGGCGAAUUGUGGUGGAUCAAGGGGUUGUGACUCCAGAAAUAAUCGAUCAUCACUAUGCUGGCUCUGGGACUGAAGCCGAUCCGUAUGUCGUCGAAUGGAUUCCAAAUGACCCUCGCAACCCUAUGAACUUUGAUAUAAACCUCAAAUGGACCUACACAAUUACUGUUGCGUUCGCGACCCUUGCGGUGUCUCUUGCGUCAUCUGCCUAUGCUGGAGGCAUCGCUGAAAUAUUGACAGGUUUGCAUGUUGGCGAAGAAGUCGCCACUCUUGGUGUAUCACUCUUCGUACUAGGCUUUGCAGUCGGACCGCUGAUCUGGGCCCCUCUCAGUGAGCUUAUCGGGCGACAGUACGUAUUUAUGGGCACAUUUUUCGCCCUCGCGGCAUUCUGCGCAGGCGCAGCAGGCUGUCAAAAUAUCUGGAGUCUGGUCAUAAUCCGAUUUUUCGCCGCAUCGUUUGGUUCGUCUCCCUUCUCGAAUGCUGGAGGUGUCAUUGCAGACAUCUUUCACGCUGACCAGCGUGGAUUGGCCACUAGUCUGUUUGCCGGCGCACCUUUCCUAGGUCCCUCAGUCGGCCCUAUCAUCGGUGGUUUUAUAUCUGAGAAUGCGGGAUGGCGAUGGGUGCAAGGUUUCUUAGCCAUGUUCACUGGAGUUAUCUGGAUUAUUCACUGCUUGGUGGUGCCAGAAACCUAUGCACCCGUGCUGCUUCGCAAGCGGGCUCAGCGUCUUUCCCAAAUCACUGGAAAAUGUUACCUCAGUAAGUUGGAUAUUGAUCGUGGCCCAGUGACCGCUGGUGCUGCAUUUGGAACCGCACUGCGACGACCCUGGAUUCUUCUCUUCGCAGAACCUAUCGUUCUCCUGCUAUCAACUUAUAUGGCCAUUGUGUACGGUACUUUGUACAUGCUCUUUGAUGCUUUCCCGAUUGUCUUCCAAGAGAUUCGCGGCUGGAGCGAGGGUAUUGGAAGCUUGCCCUUCCUCGCUGUCAUGAUCGGAAUGAUGAUCGCAGUCGGGAUUAACAUGCACGACAAUAAGCGCUAUGUUCGCAUCCAUAAAAAGCACAACGGUUUCGCACCACCCGAAGCUCGACUACCGCCAACAAUGUUCGGAGGAAUUGCCAUUCCUAUCGGUUUGUUUUGGUUUGCAUGGACUAACUAUACCUCUAUUCCAUGGAUUGUGUGUGUGCUAGCAACAGCGCCCUUCGGCUUCGGUAUGGUGUUCGUUUUCCUAGGAAUCAUGAACUACCUUAUCGAUGCAUACACCAUCUAUGCCGCAUCUGUUCUGGCAGCGAACUCGAUAAUCCGUUCGCUUUUCGGUGCCGUUUUCCCCCUGUUCACGACCUACAUGUAUCGCAAUCUGGGAAUUCACUGGGCGUCAUGUAUCCCGGCAUUCUUGGCUCUUAUUUGCGUUCCGUUCCCAUUUAUCUUCUAUAAAUAUGGGGCAGCUAUUCGUCGCAAGUGCAAGUAUUCCGCGGAAUCGGAUAACUUCAUGCGUUCGUUGGCACAGAAGGCUCAGGAGGCUUCUCAAGAGAAGCCUCAUCAGUAUAUCGAGAAAGAGAUUCCCAAAACACCUGGGGAGUCUACCGAUAUUGAAGUCGAUGUUGAUAUCGAAGCCCUGACCAGGUCGAAUACUUCUCAUUCCGCUCAUUCCGCACUGGAGCGUGUCGAGACGAUAUACGAUGAAAAUCCGUAUGACAUUGACCGCGUGAACACAAAAAAUUCGAAAAUCUCUCGCAAGUCAAAAUCCAUUAAAGAGCGCGCCUCAUCCUUCUUUUCAUCCAGCCGCAAAUAA
Molecule: messenger RNA, 1842 nt
Organism: Penicillium taxi
Lineage: Eukaryota; Fungi; Ascomycota; Eurotiomycetes; Eurotiales; Aspergillaceae
Product: MFS transporter
Exons: 1
Coding region: 1-1842 (613 amino acids)
Biological process (GO): transmembrane transport
Molecular function (GO): transmembrane transporter activity
Source: RefSeq, a predicted model, not a curated record